AUGAGACACCUGCUUGUGAAGUUCGGUCCAGUCGCCAAGAUGGACAAAGAGAAGGUGCGCGCCUUCGACGAUCAAUCAGCCGAUAUCAGCUGUACUGUGAAGGGCUUCCCAUCUCCGGCAAUUCGCUUUGAAAUCGACGGCAGAGCUGCAGAAGGAGAGACAAGGGUCAAGGUUGUUGCUAUGAACACGUACAGGGCCACACUACACCUCCGAAAUACGAAGGGUAAAGCGGGCGUGUAUUCGUGUAUAGCUGAGAAGGACGGCAGUCACUCGGUUGACACUGCUGAGCUGGUUAUUUCUCGCGAGUUGCUUCCUGUUAAUCCCAGACUCAUCCUGUCAUGUUGCGAAGACGAACACAUCGAAGGCGAUUGUCUUCAGGCUUGCACGAUAGGAAAGACCCCACCCUCCGUGGGCAACUGUUCACAGUACGCUGCGAGUUUGCUGAAAUGCGCAACUGACUUCGUCGAUCACAGCGAUUGCUGCACUCUGCAGGGAGUCUCCAGCAAAUGCCUUCCGCUAUGUUCCGGUAAGAUUUCGCUAGUGGCGAUUCUUUCUCAACUGACGUUGACUGCACUCCGUACGCGGUUACGAACUCUCCGGAACUGUCUUGUAGCGAGGCACGAGCGCCCAGUACAACCUGUACGAAAUGUCGAGUAUGAAGUUAUCGGAAGAGGCUUGCUGAGGGUGAAAUGGGAUGAUACUGAUGCUGGUGACACCGUUACGUUACUAACGGCAUUUACCUACAAAGACGAGAUGACGAAGGCGAAUCAGGUAUGCCGAGGGAAG
This is a messenger RNA of Ostertagia ostertagi, 786 nucleotides long. The record is from the annotation of a GenBank genome assembly. NCBI's taxonomy places the organism in Eukaryota, Metazoa, Nematoda, Chromadorea, Rhabditida, Trichostrongylidae.